Molecule: messenger RNA, 561 nt
Organism: Caenorhabditis briggsae
Lineage: Eukaryota; Metazoa; Nematoda; Chromadorea; Rhabditida; Rhabditidae
Exons: 5
Coding region: 1-561 (186 amino acids)
Biological process (GO): non-motile cilium assembly
Cellular component (GO): ciliary transition zone
Source: RefSeq, a predicted model, not a curated record
AUGGAUAAUAUACCUCAAGAGCCUUUUAAACUGGAAAUAAUAUCCAGCUUCCCUCUUCAAAUGUCGAUAUAUUUCAAUCUAUGCAUGUAUCCGAUGCAUUUGAUUAAUCUAUGUUUGUCAUUGUAUUUCAAGCACAAACUGCUUUCAUUGACCUAUCAAGUUAUUGCUUUUUCCGCUUCUUUAGUUCAUGUAGGAAGUGAAGGAGUGCGGUUGGGACUUGGGUUUUAUGGAAAUUUAGCAGAAAAUAUGUCCGCAUUGUUCGGAUUUCUCAUCACCACGAUAAUCAUCCAAUUACCCCUCACCGUGUUCCUUGCUGUAAAUGGUGCUUUUCUGAAUCUACCCUUGGAAUACGUCUUCUACACUCUUAUUGUGAUAUUUAGUGCUUUUCAGACUGUUUUUGCUAUUCAAGCAUUAAUGAAAACUGCGGAACGUGAAGUGGCGAAAUACAUUAAUAAAAUUCAGCUGGAAACGGUAACAGCUGAAAUUGAGGCGACUACUGCUUCUGCUAUGAAAUCUCCUAAAUCGGCUAAAAAACUGGUUAAAUUGCAAGAUGAAAAAUAA